This is a messenger RNA of Heterobasidion irregulare TC 32-1, 963 nucleotides long. RefSeq lists its product as uncharacterized. Lineage: Eukaryota; Fungi; Basidiomycota; Agaricomycetes; Russulales; Bondarzewiaceae. The record is from RefSeq and is a predicted model, not a curated record. The transcript has 6 exons. Gene Ontology annotation, molecular function: hydrolase activity, acting on ester bonds. Bases 1 to 963 code for a protein of 320 amino acids.
AUGGGGAAAAAAAAAGUCGCGAUCAACGAAGACAUUCUCGUCCUACCACCCCACCCAUCUCACUCCAUCGUGCCCAUCGUCGAUACACACACACACCUCGUCUCCACCUUUGCUGCGUACAAGCAGAAAUGGCCUUCCGGCUCACACGCGACAAUCUUCGACUUUGUACGUGGGGUCUAUGGCGGCAGCACGACGAAGGUGCGCAGCAUUGUGGACGUAUGGUGCGAGGCACCUGUGCGGCGCGUGUGGAGGGAGAUCGCCGACUCUGCCCUGACAGAGGAGAACAGGCAUAGUCUAUGGGGCAGUAUUGACUAUUGGUUCGUCAUGGGCGUGCACCCGCACGAGGCAAAGCUUUAUAAUGAUGAUGUUGAGAAAGACAUCUUGGAGGCGAUGGCACAUCCCCGCUGUGUCGGGUGGGGGGAAAUCGGUCUCGAUUACCAUUACGACAAUUCAUCGCGCAAGACACAGCAGACAAUCUUGAUCAGACAAUUGCGGCAAGCUGUACGGCUAGGAAAACCCGUCACGAUUCACACGCGCGAGGCAGAGGAGGACACCGAACGGAUAUUGAAGACGGAGCUUCCGAAAGAUCACAAGAUCCAUGUACACUGCUAUACGGAUUCUCCUGCGCUGGCCCAGCGACUGCUAGAACAUUUCACCAACCUCCAUAUUGGUAUAACAGGCGUCAUUACAUAUGCGACGAAUGUGAAUACGACCUCUCUCGUGAAGCAACUCUGUGCACAGUCCCAAUUCCCACGCAUCAUCCUCGAGACAGACGCGCCUUAUAUGGUCCCUUCGAAUCUAUACGCAUCGCUACCCGGGUUCAAGGGUCGACUUCCGCUAUGUCACACGGGAAUGAUACCGUGGACUGCCGACGCUAUCGCGGAAGUGGCGGGUGAGGGGUGGAAUGUCGAUAGAGUCAUGAAGCUUGGGUUUGAUAACGCGCGGAAGGUAUAUGACGUUUAG